AUGAUAGGGUCGCUCCAGAAGCAGGUCUAUGACCUGCAGGCCCGCCUUGCCGUCUACGAGGCACCCCACCACCAGCCGGCUGCCCCACUCCACCCUCCUCACCACCAGCACGGCGGUGUCCACCUCCCUCACGUGCCCCACCCCCUCCACCACCACCACCAUCAGCACCACGGGCAGCCCGCCCCGAGUCUGCCGUCCCGCCACUCGCCCCACGGUGGCUCGGCGGCGUAUCCCUUCCCCCAGCACGUGCAGUACGCCCCCGGCACCACGAAGCCCAACCACGUGUCGCAGGAUCACCUCGACCGAGACGUGCGCGCCUUUUACGAUCACUGGAAGGGCAAAUACCUGCAGGAAGCCGGGCACUGCAACUCCAACGGCAAGCCGAGGUACCGGGUGAUCAUGAACAACAACGGCAAUGCGUCGGUGUCGGAGGGCCAGGGGUUCGGGAUGAUCAUCGUGGCGAUGAUGGCGGGCCACGAGGCCAAGGCGCGCGAGAUCUUCGACGGCCUGUUCCUCUACUGCAAGGACUACCCGAGCUCCAUCAACGCCCGGAACAUGGCGUGGAAGGUCAACGCCGACGGCUCGCGUGGAGGCGACAACUCUGCGUUCGACGGCGAUGCAGACAUCACCUACGGUCUGAUUCUUGCCGGCAAGCAGUGGGGCAGCACGGGAGCGGUAGACUACCGGGCGGAGGCUCUGGCCAAACUGGAAGCGAUGGCCUCGUCGAUGAUUGGACCCGACAGCAAACUGCCUCUACUGGGCGAUUGGGUGCAGCCCAACUCGACAGACAAGUUCAGCCAGUGGAGCACCCGGCCAUCGGAUUUCAUGUACGGCCACUUCCAAGCGUUUGCGCAGUUCGACCAGCAACGGCGCCAGUUGUGGGAGUCUGUGCUCAGCGCCACCCAGGCCGUGGCCAACCAAGUUCAGAGAGACCAUGCGAGUCGCACGGGACUGCUCCCGGACUUCGUUCAGUACGACCGAGGCUGCGGGUCGUACAAGCCCGCCCAGUCGGGCUUCCUCGAGGGCAACAACGACGGCGCCUACUUCUGCAAUGCCGGCCGCAUCCCGUGGCGAUUUGGCGUUCAUGCACUGCUGCACGGAGACGCAGUGGCUGCUCAGCAAGCCGAGCGAAUCUUGAAGUGGGUGGCUUCACAAGGGUCCAUCAAGGCUGGCUAUCACCUCGGUGCCACGCCUCCGCUCCGCGAUGGCCGGCCCAUUGGGGACUACUUCUCGACGUUCUUCGCUUCACCGUUUGUGGUGGCGGCCAUGGUGGCGCCCUCGGCCCAGUCCUGGCUCAACAAGAUGUACGAUGCGAUCAAGCACAAGAAGGAGAACUACUACGAGGACUGCGUCAACAUGCUGUGCCUCCUCACCCUCUCCGGCAACUUCUGGGAUCCCACCACGAUUGGCACCGGAUCGGCGCCCAAGGCGAUUGCGACCGGUCACGUGAGCGUGGCCGAGCCGAUCCAGAUGUCCUCCGCCCCAGCGAGCUCUUCUUCGUCUUCGUCAUCGACUCACAGCGGCGGUGAUGGCCCCGUCGCGGUACGCGGGAGUGCCGGCACUGAGUUCACCUUCCUCUCCGGCUCCAACAAGUGGUGGCUCGGCAUCUCCAUCCCAGGUUCGCAGGCUGUGAAGAUCGACAGCGGGAACGGGAGGGGCUGGCGGGAGAUGGUGGCCGGCUGGGCGCCCGGCAUCUGGACCUACCAGUGCGAGGGCGCCCCAUGCGGCUCAGUCCUCCGCUUUAUCAUCAACAACGGCCGCCAGGAAGAGGCCGUUGCCUGUCCCUACUGA
Molecule: messenger RNA, 1791 nt
Organism: Acanthamoeba castellanii str. Neff
Lineage: Eukaryota; Discosea; Longamoebia; Acanthamoebidae
Product: licheninase
Exons: 12
Coding region: 1-1791 (596 amino acids)
Biological process (GO): carbohydrate metabolic process
Molecular function (GO): hydrolase activity, hydrolyzing O-glycosyl compounds
Source: RefSeq, a predicted model, not a curated record